AACUCCAGAGUGAGAGUAUUAGAGCAUCAGUUUAGGAGCCUCUUUAUUUACCCUUAGUUUAGUUUAGAUGUAGGCAUUCCCUGGGACGCAUAAAUCGGAUGGUAUAAAUUGGAUUUGUGCGCAAAUGGCAAACGCUUACGCUCUGAGAUAUCACUUAUAACCCGAUUUUCAGGAAAUAUAUGAGCUAAAUUAUGCUUUUCUCAAAGGGCACUACGGCAAGACUUUGCGUGGUGUCCAAGGCACUCACUGGUAUUUGAGUUUUUUUAUUUAUUUAUUUUACCCGGACAGUUUUUUUUAGGGGUGGGGGUAAUUUCCCUCAAAGUUCUCAAAAUUUCUUGCUGUGGAGGGAGCGACAAAGGGGUUAAAGAGCGUAAAGCGGGGGAAAGUGAAUCAGUAUGGAAGAAAAUGAUCACGGCAAUAGAGAUGCGGUGGAGCGGCAGGAUUCAGCGGAUGAAUCCAACAGAGCUAUCCUGCCCCUGUUACAGGCGCCGGGGAACCCGCAGAUCCCGCAUCGGGUCACCAAUUUCUUCAUCGACAACAUCCUGCGACCGGACUUCGGACGGAAGAAGGAUGCGGGCGCGCACCGAGAGGAGAGCAUCCAGGCGUCGCGGGAGAGCCGCGGCAGCCCCGCCGCCCCUCAGACCGAACCAGUGGGCAGCACGGUGCCGGCGGAGGGGACCUCCACUCCACACACUGUCACCAGCACCAAGAAGCCCGCGAAAGCUGCAGAUGAGUCCCUAAAACCCGGUGGGGAGAACGGAGACCAGUGCCUAAGCUCAGAUUCAGACAGUUCCCAAGCCAGCUCGAACCCAUCCAUGUCGCAGCCCAUGCUGUGGCCAGCCUGGGUCUACUGCACCCGAUACUCGGACAGGCCUUCUUCAGGGCCAAGAUCUCGCAAACCAAAGAAGAAAACAACCAGCAAAGAGGACAAGCGACCACGGACGGCCUUCACAGCGGAGCAGCUGCAGAGACUAAAGUCGGAGUUCCAGACCAACCGGUACCUGACGGAGCAGAGGCGGCAGAACCUGGCCCAGGAGCUCGGUCUGAACGAAUCCCAGAUCAAGAUCUGGUUCCAGAACAAGAGAGCCAAGAUCAAGAAGGCCAGCGGCACCAAGAACACUCUGGCCUUGCACCUGAUGGCGCAGGGACUGUACAAUCACGCCACCGUCACUUCGAAGGACGAGAAAUCAGACAGCGAUUGAUUCCCAGAGAAGCAGCAGCCUCCUGAC
Messenger RNA from Cyprinodon variegatus (sheepshead minnow), 1229 nucleotides. It is a transcript of the gene en2a, whose product is annotated as engrailed homeobox 2. The record is from RefSeq and is a predicted model, not a curated record. Lineage: Eukaryota; Metazoa; Chordata; Actinopteri; Cyprinodontiformes; Cyprinodontidae. Gene Ontology annotation, molecular function: DNA-binding transcription factor activity, RNA polymerase II-specific; RNA polymerase II cis-regulatory region sequence-specific DNA binding. Bases 396 to 1202 code for a protein of 268 amino acids. Gene Ontology annotation, biological process: neuron differentiation; regulation of transcription by RNA polymerase II; multicellular organism development. Gene Ontology annotation, cellular component: nucleus. The transcript is spliced from 2 exons.